Molecule: messenger RNA, 1639 nt
Organism: Drosophila guanche
Lineage: Eukaryota; Metazoa; Arthropoda; Insecta; Diptera; Drosophilidae
Gene: eEFSec
Product: selenocysteine-specific elongation factor
Exons: 2
Coding region: 64-1599 (511 amino acids)
Biological process (GO): selenocysteine incorporation
Molecular function (GO): translation elongation factor activity; GTPase activity; GTP binding
Source: RefSeq, a predicted model, not a curated record
UUAUCGACACUCUCCCGCCCCUAUGGCACUUUGUUUAUAAUGUUGUUCGUCAGCCGGUGAAAAAUGCCAGUGAGAAACUUUAAUAUUGGCCUGCUCGGGCACGUGGACAGCGGAAAGACCACAUUGGCAAGAGCUCUGAGCUCCGUCUCCAGCACAGCAGCCUUCGACAAGAAUCCCCAGUCCGCGGAGCGAGGAAUCACUUUGGACUUGGGCUUCAGCGGACUGCUCGUGGAGGCACCGGAUCGAGCGGCUGAUAAGCUACAGUUCACGUUCGUCGACUGCCCGGGCCAUGCGAGUCUCAUACGCACCAUCAUAGGAGGUGCCCAGAUCAUCGACCUAAUGCUGCUCGUGGUGGAUUCCCAGAAGGGUAUUCAGACGCAGACAGCAGAGUGCCUCGUCAUUGGGGAGCUGCUGCGGAAGAAGCUCAUUGUGGUCAUCAACAAAAUCGACGCCUUUGCGGACGAUCAGAGGGAAGCCAAGCUGGAGAAGCUGCGGGCGCGCCUUGUCAAGACUCUGGCGGCCACAAGUUUCGGCAGCGAAGUUCCCAUGUAUGCAGUGUCUGCCCUGGAGCGAACCAACAUUCCCGAGUUGCGUGCCGGACUGAGCGAUGCAUAUUUUGAGCCGCAGCGGAAUGCGAGUGCUCCGCUCCUGAUGUACGUGGAUCACUGCUUCGGCAUCAAGGGCCAAGGCACAGUCUGCACCGGCACACUGAUCCAGGGGAGCGUGCGGGUCAACGAUACAGUGGAGCUGCCGGCGCUGGGGGAGAAGCGGAAGGUGAAGUCCAUGCAGAUGUUCCGCGAGAACGUGACCAGCGCCUCCAUGGGUGAUCGCAUCGGCCUCUGUGUCACCCAGUUCAAUGCCAAGCUGCUGGAGCGCGGUGUGAUAGCCCAGCCGGGCUACCUGAAGCCCGUGUUCGCCGUCUGCCUGCAGCUGAGGCCGAUCCGCUACUACAAGCACGACAUCAAGUCUAAAAGCAAGCUCCACAUCAGCGUGGGCCAUGACACCGUGAUGGCCAAUGUCACCCUGUUCCAGGACACGGAAGCCCAACCGUCGGACUUCGACAUCAGCAGGGAGUAUGAGUAUGUGGAGGAGCUGCUGCCAGCGGGACUGCCGGCGUCCGGUGUCGUCUUUGCCCUCCUGCAGUUCGAGAGCCCUGUCCUGACCACUCUGGGCACGACUGUGAUUGCCUCCAAGCUGGACAUGGACGCACACAGCAACAGCUGCCGUCUGGCCUUCUGGGGCAACAUCUCCUGGCAGACACAGAACACAAACUACGCCCAAGAGGUGCUGCCCCAGCUACGCGUCUUCAGGAGGAAGCAGAAACUGGCGAGCAUCCAGAGGGUGGUCAGCGCGAAUGAGGUGAUUGUCCAGAACCUGUUCAAGAAGGAGGCCAACCGGGACAUGUACGUGGGAAAGUGGGUUGAGCUGUCCACCGGAGAGAGGGGCUGCAUAGAGCGGACAUUCGGUCAGAGCUCCAAGGUCUGCAUUGUGUUCCGCGAUGCUCUCUCCGAUUCGACGAUUGAGAAGGUCAGGGACGUGCAGGUGCUGCUGAAGUGCAAGAAGUAUAUUUUCAAUAAACAGGCGGGUCUGUUUCAAUGAUAAAAAUACAUUUAUGCGCAAUUUGUGGAGGAUUGAACAU